GGAUGAAGAGCUUUUUACUUUGCUGCGUUUUUCUCUGCACGAUGUUGCCGCGGAGCAACAUGCAAAUUGCUGUACCUGCCACAGUGUUGAACUGCUGUGAGGGGGAUAUUCUCCUUUUGCUGGACUCCUCAGGGAGCAUAGCAAACUACGAGUUCUCACGCCUCCUGCAUUUCACUGCCGAGCUGCUUCGCCCCUUCUCAUUGGGCCGUGGGCACGUAAGAGUGGGCCUGCUGCAGGUGGGCACCAACCCAAACCUGGAGUUCAGCCUGGACAUCCACAACAGUCAGGAAAGUCUACAGAAAGCCCUGCGACGUGUCAUCCACCUGCAUGGAGACACCAACACUGUGGCAGCGCUGAGGGUGGCCCAGCAACUCCUGACAGAGAGGGAGGAGGAUGUGCCAAAGAUACUGCUUUGGCUGACUGAUGGUGUGCAGCCUGGAGAUGUGGAGAAGCCCAUGACGGAGCUGAAGGCGCAGGGGGUUUCUGUGUUAAUUGUAUCUACCGUACAUGGCAACUACCAGGUUUUACAACGUGCAGUGACACCUCCUCUGGAGUCCCACCUCUACUCUGUGGACAUAGAUAACAUCAACAUCAUCACGGAAGAUCUGAGGGAGGCCAUCAUCGAAAUUAUUCGUGCAGAACGGCUGCGCAUUGUUCACUUGACUUCCCACAAUGCUGUGCUGCAGUGGCGUCCUGUUCUGAGAGCAGACAGCGGUUACUAUGAGCUCUGGUAUAACUCCAUGUUGAAAACAGACAGUGAGACCAGACAUAUUCUCUCAGGCGACUCCAGCUGGGUAGAGCUGACUAACCUCCAGCCUGAUACCACCUACACAGCGUCCGUCCACCCAGAGUCCAACCAGAGGCUGUUUAACACACUCUCUGUUAACUUCACCACUCUUCCUGAUGCUUUAAGCCUGGCAGUGGUCUCCGUGUCCGACUCUGGCCCUCACCAGAUCCGUGUGAGCUGGGGUCCCCUGCAGCCAGGCCAGGUCCGGAGAUACAUGGUGGAGUACGGCGCUAUUCCGAGCGGACGUGUCCAGACUGUGACGUUGCACAACCAGAGAAACUCUACCUUACUUACUGGCCUGGAGCCAGGCACUCAGUACCUGGUCACAGUCAGUGCUCUGCAUAAAAAUGGGAAAGAAAUAGCAAUGUCAGUGAGGGCAUGCACUCAGGAGGCUCUGCCUGCUCUUGCCGACCUUCAGCUGAUCCCAGUGGAGAGUCAGGAGGUGCAGGUAGUGUGGCAGGCCCAUCAGGAAGGCUUGAAAGGCUACUAUCUCAAAUGGGAGGGAGAAGACUCCCAAAGGUCCUCCUCAAAGUCCUCAUUCUCCUCAGUACACCUGUCUCCUACCACUCGUUCAACGCGGCUCACACAUCUUGCCCCGGGCAGCCGAGUGUGUGUGUCUCCAGUCUACAGCUCGGGCAUAGGAGACGGAUUAUGCUGUAAUGCAGAGAGUCACAGAGAUUCCAGCCAGGGGGGUUAACAACCAGAGUCUGCAGCAAAAAACAAGGAAGAAAUCAAGCAUUUUACGUGCUGGAUGCACUAAAUAACUUGUCG
This is a messenger RNA of Xiphias gladius (swordfish), 1558 nucleotides long. RefSeq names its product von Willebrand factor A domain-containing protein 1-like. NCBI's taxonomy places the organism in Eukaryota, Metazoa, Chordata, Actinopteri, Istiophoriformes, Xiphiidae. The coding region runs from base 3 to 1484 and encodes 493 amino acids. The transcript is spliced from 6 exons. Gene Ontology annotation, molecular function: protein binding. The record is from RefSeq and is a predicted model, not a curated record.